AUGGAUCGCAUUAAGGAGAAAAUGAACCAGCUUCGUCUGGAGGCCGACGACAACGCCGCCAAGGUAGAGGAGCUUCAGGCCAAGGUCAAGUCGCUGGAGCAGGAGAACCUGUCCAAGGAGCAGGAAAUCACCUCCCUGCAGCACAAGAACGGCCUGCUUGAGGGCGAGGUCGAGAAGCUUGAGACUGCAGUUAAGGACUUCAAGAAGGCUGCCGACGAGAGCACCAGCACUGGCACACAAAACGAAACUCUUCAGCGCAGACUUCAGCUCCUCGAGGAGGAGGCCGAGGAGGCGGACAAGACCCUUCGCGAAGCCAACGAGAAGCUCCGACAGACCGACGUCAAGGCCGGCCACUUCGAGCGCAAGGUCCAGGCUCUCGAGGCGGAGCGCGACCAGUGGGAGUCCAAGUACGAGGAGAUGGCCAAGAAGUACACGACGGUCCAGAAGGAACUCGAGGAUUUCCAGAACGAGAUUGGCAACAUCUAA
This is a messenger RNA of Colletotrichum higginsianum IMI 349063, 486 nucleotides long. Its product is annotated as Actin lateral binding protein. The transcript has 3 exons. The record is from RefSeq and is a predicted model, not a curated record. Lineage: Eukaryota; Fungi; Ascomycota; Sordariomycetes; Glomerellales; Glomerellaceae. Bases 1 to 486 code for a protein of 161 amino acids.